Messenger RNA from Tetrahymena thermophila SB210, 621 nucleotides. RefSeq lists its product as hypothetical. The record is from RefSeq and is a predicted model, not a curated record. The transcript has a single exon. NCBI's taxonomy places the organism in Eukaryota, Ciliophora, Oligohymenophorea, Hymenostomatida, Tetrahymenidae.
AUGGGUAAUAGUACAGUUUUUAGUAUGAACCUAGAAGGUAUGUAAGUCAGGACAGUACGAGAUUGUACUCAUUUAAAGGUAAAAGAGAUUAAAGUUAUGGCUCGCCCAGUUGAUAUACCUGUUGUUAAGUAUUUAGGAGCUGAGCAUAUGUUUCUAGUUUUGGAGCUAGAAAAUGGAGUUCUAAUAAUCAAUCAUAUAUCUGAUGGUGAUGGCGGAAAAGGAGCAAAGGUAGUAUUUGAAAAACUCCCUGAAUCUGAAGUUGAUGAAAAACAUACUACUGUCUUAGAAGUACGCCUAAAAAGUUCUCCUGCCACUUUGCAAGAUAUGAUAUCAUAUGCAAAAUAAUAUUAGGAAGAUCAUCCCACUUAUAAAAUCCUUUCAAAGAAUUGCUAGUUCUACUGUGUUGAGAUGCUAAAAAAGCUGCAUAUAGAGGACCAUCUCAUUAUAAUCGUAUCUAACUACAGCGAUGAUAACAUGUAAACUACAGCUCUCAAAGGUGGACUAGGAUUAGCUGUAGCACUAGCUGGAAUUGGACUUGCUGCAUAGGGAUUAUCAAGUAAUGAUGAAAAAAAAAAGAAAGACGAAUUUGAAGACUUGCUAGCUUAACUUGACUAGAUAUGA